Molecule: messenger RNA, 792 nt
Organism: Ictalurus punctatus (channel catfish)
Lineage: Eukaryota; Metazoa; Chordata; Actinopteri; Siluriformes; Ictaluridae
Gene: dharma
Product: dharma
Exons: 3
Coding region: 223-792 (189 amino acids)
Biological process (GO): regulation of transcription by RNA polymerase II
Cellular component (GO): nucleus
Molecular function (GO): RNA polymerase II cis-regulatory region sequence-specific DNA binding; DNA-binding transcription factor activity, RNA polymerase II-specific
Source: RefSeq, a predicted model, not a curated record
GUUUCAUAUGAAAAGAUAAUUGCCUUGUAGUGGGCCUUUGAAGAACCUUUGUACUUCCCCUAUGAAUACAGAGGUGAUAAUUGACCAGUAAUAGAGCUAUUAAUGGACUUAAGAUUACCUUGGACUUAAGAUGGUUGAGAGGAUAAAUUUCAGUCUUACUUCAGAAGGAGACAGAACAACCUGAGAGUUACCAGAACCAGGAUUUCAUGAUUAGAAGAUAACAUGGAUGCAUCGAAGUUCUCCAACUUCACUAUCGAUUACAUUCUGGGGGAAAGGACGCGACCUCAAACACAUGCAGAACUUUCAUCAGCAUCGCAGACCUUUCAGGAAGAUUUAAGUAGCGUGAGCCUGCCUUCAGCGAGUGGUUUUUACGCUCAGGCUAGCGGGGUAGCACAGAUGGGUUUCCCUGCGUCCUGCCCUGGCAUCUACGACACAGCAGCUUGUUAUAACACUUUCCACUGCUGUGGACCGGUCACUUACUAUCAGACCAACUUUAACAUGGGUUACUGCGGCGGGGAGCACUGGUUUCAUGCCCAGCCAGAUUACGAAAGAGAGGAAUGUCAUCAAAGUCCUCAGCAUAGGCAACGAAACCGCAUUAGGACAGUGUUCACCGAGAGUCAAGUGAAGCAGCUCGAUCAGCUCUUUAACAUCACCGACUAUCCAACUGCGGAAGUGCGCGCACAGCUGGCGAGAAGCACGGGCCUCAGUGAAGAGACAGUCCGGGUAUGGUUCAAAAAUCGCCGGGCUCGACGCAAGAGGCAGAAAACCACAAGUGACUCACCAGAUCCUUAA